Molecule: messenger RNA, 925 nt
Organism: Lotus japonicus
Lineage: Eukaryota; Viridiplantae; Streptophyta; Magnoliopsida; Fabales; Fabaceae
Product: GTP-binding protein SAR1A
Exons: 3
Coding region: 162-743 (193 amino acids)
Biological process (GO): endoplasmic reticulum to Golgi vesicle-mediated transport; membrane organization; intracellular protein transport
Cellular component (GO): COPII vesicle coat; endoplasmic reticulum exit site
Molecular function (GO): GTPase activity; GTP binding
Source: RefSeq, a predicted model, not a curated record
GUUUUGGGCCUGUAUUAUUUGGACUCAAAGAGUUAAGCUCAAAACACUUGAGCUGAACCGGUGAGCGGUCUGUCCUACUUGUACAAAAACUCGUGCCUCAGCAGCUGCAAACACAUCUAGAUCCUUUGUAACUGUUUGAGUCUUCCCCAGAUUCAUUCAUCAUGUUCUUGUUCGAUUGGUUUUAUGGGAUUCUCGCAUCGCUCGGGUUAUGGCAGAAGGAGGCUAAGAUCUUAUUCUUAGGCCUCGAUAAUGCCGGCAAAACCACCUUGCUUCACAUGCUCAAAGACGAGAGAUUGGUCCAGCAUCAGCCAACACAGUAUCCAACAUCAGAAGAGUUGAGCAUUGGGAAGAUCAAGUUCAAGGCUUUUGACCUUGGGGGUCAUCAGAUUGCUAGAAGAGUCUGGAAAGACUACUAUGCCAAGGUAGAUGCUGUGGUCUACUUGGUUGAUGCCUAUGACAAGGAAAGAUUUGCUGAGUCGAAAAAAGAGCUGGAUGCUCUCCUCUCUGAUGAGUCUUUGGCUAAUGUCCCCUUUCUUAUUCUUGGAAACAAGAUAGAUAUUCCAUAUGCUGCCUCUGAAGAAGAGUUGCGUUACAGUUUGGGCCUGGCCAACUUCACCACAGGCAAGGGCAAGGUAAAUUUGUCAGACUCUAAUGUCCGUCCUAUGGAGGUAUUCAUGUGCAGUAUUGUGAAGAAAAUGGGUUAUGGAGAUGGUUUCAAAUGGGUCUCUCAGUACAUCAAAUAGGCCAUUAGUAAUAGAUGGUUUGUAUUGUGUUAAGUUUAUUCCUUUACUUUUGAAUUGGAGGUGUUGUUAGUAUAAAUUGCUACUGAAGAAAUUGCAGAAUAUUUCAGGUUUUUCUUUGAAAAUGUCUGAGACAACCCUCCAUCUACAUUAAUCCAAUAUAUGCUGAACCCAAUGUUUUGUUA